Molecule: messenger RNA, 565 nt
Organism: Aplosporella prunicola CBS 121167
Lineage: Eukaryota; Fungi; Ascomycota; Dothideomycetes; Botryosphaeriales; Aplosporellaceae
Exons: 1
Coding region: 268-537 (89 amino acids)
Source: RefSeq, a predicted model, not a curated record
GGCUUUGGCGGGCCAAUUUCGAAAAAAAAAAAAAAAAAGCUUGGUUGGGGGUGUGCAAGGCGCAGUGCAAGUUGCAACUUGCCCUCGGCUGCGCUGCCUCACUUUUCUCUCCGUCCAUCCAACUCAGCUUCAACUCUCUCUCUUCCUCUCAGGAACGCACACACACACGUGGCGCGCACUAAUGCGCUAGCCCCGACGCUGGAACGGCCAUCGUCAUCGCUCCGUCCCCGGCGCGGCGGUAGCUUGUGGAUCUCCCAAACACCCCCCAUGCUCGCUGAGCCUCGUAAUGAAUGCCUGAUGCCCGAGUGCCCUGCCCGCCCUGCCGGGGGAGCGUCCGCCAAUCUCUCGCCGAUCCCGCAGUCUUCUGGAAGCCUUUGCCAGAACAACCCCCUGAGCGCCCACCUCCAAUUAAACCCCCCGUUCCCCACAAUCCGCCAGCCUUGCCUGCGCACUGUCCCGUCGGCUGACUUGCAGCUCUGCCUGGGCGGUGUGUUGCUGCCAUCUAUACGUGGUAGACAAAACAUCAUCAUCUCGUGACGCCUGCGGCCCGGCCAAUCGUUGCCAA